CCCCAACCCCCGUCAUAUAUAUACGCGUGUGCGUCUCUAUUUCUCUCUCGCCUUCCCUUCUUGAUCGUUGCUUCAUCCAACGUCCUGCCCAAGCUGCCAGCUUCGGAUGACAUUGUGAUUCACUCCCUUCAUUUCAAAACAUUCAAUCCCUUUUGGCUUUCGGGAUUUAUUGGUUAAUGCUGUAGUUGGCUGCUUGAUGGAAGUCUGUUAGUUGGGUGCUUUCAGAUAAAUUUUCAUUUGCUGCGAUUGUUGAUAUCAUUCACUUUGGAACUGCAACAUUCUUCAUUAAAAUGUCGCUCUUGUCAAAGUUGCGCUGUAUCACCAUAGAUGUUACUGGCACAUUGAUAGCUUACAAAGGGGAGCUAGGUGAUUACUAUUGCAUGGCAGCCAAAUCAGUGGGGCUACCAUGCCCCGAUUACAAACGUAUGCAUGAGGGUUUUAAAUUAGCUUAUAAGGAGAUGGCAAAAAACUAUCCAUGUUUUGGAUAUGCAGCAAAAAUGCCUAACAUUGUUUGGUGGAAAACUUGCGUUAGAGAUUCCUUUAUCAGGGCUGGAUAUGAUUAUGACGAGGAGACAUUUGACAAGGUGUUUAGACGUAUAUAUGCAUCCUUUGGUUCAUCUGCUCCUUAUAAGGUGUUCGAAGACUCCCAACCAUUUCUUAGAUGGGUGCGUCAGCAAGGCCUUAUGGUUGGCAUCGUGAGUAAUGCAGAGUACCGGUACCAGGAUGUGAUCCUUCCAGCCUUAGGCUUGAAUCAGGGAUCAGAAUGGGACUUCGGAGUAUUCUCCGGUCUCGAGGGUGUGGAGAAACCAGAUCCUAGAAUCUACGAGAUUGCGAUCGAGAGGGCUGGAAAUAUAGCUCCAGAAGAAGCUCUCCACAUUGGAGACAGUUUGCGAAAAGAUUAUAUCCCUGCGAAGAGCGUGGGAAUGCAUGGCCUGCUAUUGGAUAGAUUUGAGACAUCAGAUGCUGAGGAAUGGAGGAAAUCUGGGGCAGUGGUGCUUCCCGACCUGAUGGCUGCCAAAGAGUGGCUUCAGAAUAACUGAUUUGCUAAGUUAUCUGCUUCUCUUGUUAUAGAGAAAAAAAAAAAAAAAAAAAAA
Cucurbita moschata (crookneck pumpkin) is the source of this 1094-nucleotide messenger RNA. Its product is annotated as haloacid dehalogenase-like hydrolase domain-containing protein 3. Lineage: Eukaryota; Viridiplantae; Streptophyta; Magnoliopsida; Cucurbitales; Cucurbitaceae. The transcript has 4 exons. The coding region runs from base 291 to 1040 and encodes 249 amino acids. The record is from RefSeq and is a predicted model, not a curated record.